AUGAAUAGGUCUUCUCAAACAUCAAAUACUAUAACAUAGCUUUAAAAUGAAGUAGGUCUUUUUUAAAGCAAAGAUGUAUAAAAUGAAUAAUGGAGAAACUUAUUGAAUGUAGGAAGUUUAGUCGAUGUCAAUCUAGAUAUACCAUUUACUGAAGAGAGUGGUUGGGCAUAGGCGGAAAUAUCGGGCAUUGAUAAUGAUAAAAUAUCUUAAACAUAAUUCACUUACUAAGAAAGAUUAGAUAAUUUCUAUGAAAAUAUGCUAGUUGAUUUCAUUGGCAGUCAUUGUAAUUAUACGAGAUCAACUAUCAUUUCAAUAAUUAAGAAAAGUAGCCGUAUAGCAAGUGUGAAUGACAAUUACAUGAAAUAUGCAAGUAUUGCGCUAAGAGUAAAUUGUGAAAAGUGUGAAGAGAAAGAAUGGUAGAAUAGAAAAUACUUUGGAUACCCAAAUAGAUACAACCAACUUGUUUCUGUUUGUUCCUUGUAAAUAAGACCAUUUGGCUCAUAAACGUUAAAAGACGAUCCUCUAAUUCAUACUGCUGCAUUUGGAAGUUUAGAUCAGGUCAAAUAAUUAGUAAGUUAAGGAGAAGAUGUAAAUUAGAAUACAUUCUUUGAUGAAACUGCAUUUUUUAUGGCUUGCUACUAUAACAGAUUAGAAAUAGCUGAGUAUUUACUUCAAUUUGAAGUCAAUAUAAAUUAAUGGAUAAGAUAUCAAUUGAAUCCAUUAAUAGUGUCUAUUUAUCGUAACUAUCCUGAUAUUUUUAAAUUGCUUUUAAAGAAUGGAGUCUCAAUUGAUUUAUAAACUGAUGAUGACAUUGUCAAGGAGGAUAUAAAGUAAAAAUUUUCUUAAAUAGAGACAGUGAUAUUUGCACACUAAGAGUGGUAAAGAAUCAAAUUUAACCUGAAAAUAUUAGAUAUAGCACUUUUAUAAAAAUAAAAUAAAGUCAAUAGGCAAAAAGAAAAUGUGAAGAAUAAUUUGAUUUAGGAUUUAGCUAAGAUAAACAAGAAUAUUUUAUUUACUGUGAUAGAAAAAUAUUUGUGA
Molecule: messenger RNA, 1038 nt
Organism: Stylonychia lemnae
Lineage: Eukaryota; Ciliophora; Spirotrichea; Sporadotrichida; Oxytrichidae
Source: the annotation of a GenBank genome assembly